Messenger RNA from Eublepharis macularius, 3002 nucleotides. RefSeq names its product transmembrane protein 213 (gene TMEM213). Lineage: Eukaryota; Metazoa; Chordata; Lepidosauria; Squamata; Eublepharidae. The record is from RefSeq and is a predicted model, not a curated record. The coding region runs from base 99 to 389 and encodes 96 amino acids. The transcript is spliced from 3 exons.
CAACAUUUGACUUUGUCAUGACUUGUUGGAGUCACCUAUCUGGUUGCUGCCAGAGGCUUCAGUCCUGAUCAGUAGGGCUACUGAUCCAAAAUUCCAGGAUGCAGCUGCUGAACUGUAUGGCUUUUGCCUUCUUCUUGCUGUGCUCUGCUUGGCAGACAUCUGUUUCAGAAGUGGCUGAACACCAUGCUGAAAAUUCUUCAAACUCAAUCCUAUGCCUUAAUGUAGACUACUGCCCAGAAGCAGCCAAAUGCUGCCAGCUUGGGGUGGACGAAUAUGGCUGGAUUGCUGCUGCGGUUGGCUGGAGCCUAUGGUUUCUCACUCUCAUCCUCUUCUGCAUUGAUAAACUCAUGAAACUCCAGCCUGAUGAACCUAAACACCUGGGAGCCUGAGAAUCAACAAAGCUGAGAAACACUUCUACCUGUCUUUGCUUCAGACAUUCAUGUAGCUUCCUUUGCUGCUGGAGCGUAGAAGGACAUUUGUGAACAGCGUACUGCACAGAGCGCCCUAGACACUGCAGAACGAUGCCAUAUUGUUAUUGUGCACCCGUCCUGCCAAAUAAUUUAUUUACUUCAUCUUAACUCCAUCUAUACCCCAUCAUUCUCACCACCUACAUUUAUCCGCACAAUUCUGUGAAGUAAGUUUGGCUGAGUAUGUGGACUGGUCUAAGGUCAUCCAGCAACCUUCUGUGACAGAGUAGGGAUUUGAACCCAGGUCUCCUAGAUCAUAGUCCAACACUUUAGCUCCUUAUUGCAGCUUCUAUUUAUAGCCCCAUCAAAUACAAUGGCUGCAUUCAUCUGAAUUCCCUGAUCUCAGCUGUGAAUUUAUCAUCCAUGAUAAAAGGUUGGCUUAUUCUCUCUAAAACUAGGAAGGGAAGGGAAAUCUUCAACUCUUGAGCUAGUCAGCAUUUACUUCUAAUGAAACACAUUGUGAAAUUUUUCCAGGGUUAAUGAUCUGAAUCACAGCUCAAAGUGUUGCUUUCAGGACAAUUUUUUAAAAAAAAAAUUAAAUAUAAGUCAGGCAGGCACCGUGCAAAAUAGUAAAAAAAACUUGCUAGUCAUGCUAUGCCCAACUCUAAGAGGAGAGUUGGUGUAUUUCUUCUCUGUGGUCCAUAUAUCAAACACAGAACCAAAUUCUUGCACAACAAUUCAAUUGUGUUUUCAUUAUCUGAAGGCUCAUUUCAUAACAGCAUAGUUACAUAGCAUAAAUGCCACCACAAAACUUCUGGUAUUUUCAUGAUAACUCUAUUUUCUUAAACAGUGGUGUUCACUAGCACAGCAGGAUUUGAAUCCAGUGGCACCUUAGUGACCAACAAGAUUUUCAGGGUGGAAGCUUUCAGGAGUCAGAACUCCCUGUCUGAAGAAGGGAGCUCUGACUCUCAAAAGCUUACGUCCUGAAAAUCUUCUUGGUCUCUGAGUUGCCAUUGGACUCUAAACCUGCUGUUCCACUGCAGACCAAUAUGGCUACCCACCUAAAACUAUCCUCACUGUGUUCACCAGGACAGUACAAAAGGCAGAGAAGGAAGGAAGGAAGGAUGUAAGGGCUGUCACUUCAUUUAUUCAGGUCACAUAUUCCACUUUCCUCCCCAGUGGAGGCCCAAAGGAGCUAAUAAUAUUCUCCCCUUCUUCGUUUUAUAUUUACACAACCCUGUAAGGAUAGGGAGGCUGUCAGGUGGAGAAACAGAGCAGGGAGGGGGGUUCAGGGGAAAGUGAGGUAGCCCCUACAAGUCCUUGUAGGUUUUCCACCAGGCAUCUAGGCCUGCCCCAGCCCCAGCAACUGGCACUGCAUAAAGUUUUCCCAGGCUGCCAGGGAAGGGAAGGAAGGAAAGCUGAAGAUAGGGUGGCAGCUAAAGGUAGAUUUGGCUGAUGGAUUGGAAAGAGAGAAGAAAGCAGGAAAAGGGGAAAGGGUAUAGGAACUUUCAGGGGAGAGGGAAUGGAAAUAAUGGGGGUGGAAAUGAGAUGGUCACCCACAAGCCACUGUGGGUUCUAUGCUUGAAUGCGUGUGUACUCUUUCUCAUACAGUAUCAUUCAAGGAGCAGCUGUAGCCAGGCAAACACAUCAUAGAGGAUUCUGCUUCUGAUAUGGCCGAGGUCCUUCCUAUCAGGACAGAAGGUUAAUUUAUGGAACUCACUGCUAUGAGUCAUGACAAUAGAAUGUGACUUAAAAGGGAGCAAGACAAAUUGAUGAAGGAUGGGUCUAUCCCUUAAAUGCAGACACAAUAGCUAAGUAAAGCUUUCACGGUACACAGUACACUGCUGAAUACCAACUGCUGGAGAAAAACCAGUGGAGCAAUACUACUAUUCCUUAUACUCCAACUUGUGGGUUUAUUGCAAGAACCUUACUGGUCACUGUAGAAAACAAGAUACUGUACUAGAAGGACCAUUUGAUCUAAUUCAGCAGGUUUCUUCUUUAUGUUCUCUCAUUUAUCGCUAUGGAAGGGACAUCUGCCGGAUGAGAAACUGCAAAGGGUCAAAGGGGCUGAGCAAUUCAUUGGCAUGUGGGUCACAGAUCAACCCCCCUGCAAUAUAAUUUAGGAUAUAUAUGUGCUAAUGUCUACCUAAAGCUAACUCAGGAAGCAAUAGUAAGAUGCAAGCAACCAUGACUUUAUUCUCAUCAGGAAACAAAACUUGUAAUGAAAAAAACCUUUGUUGGCCAUGGUGUAUUUUAUUGCGUAUUUUUUCCAUCUGCUUUAAUUGUACAUGCGCUGAAAUAAUCACAAAACAUCAAUAUUUUCCACGUGCAAAAUUACAUCCCGCCCCGCCCCCCGCCCCAUCACAACAUUCACAACACAAAUUUCAGUGUUGGACCUGCCAACCACUCUGUUCACAAAAUAUAUAUAUAAACCUGUGUAUUUACAAACUUACAGAAAUCAAAGCAGUAUUUUUUUGUGACAGUUGACUGACGAAUCAGCAAAGAGACAGUUAAGAAAAUCGCAUUUAACUGACAAAGAACAAGUCUUUCAGCCAAAAAACUUUCCUCUCUCCUGAUUCAUUAUUAUUAGUGGAA